CCAGGAGAGAGCAGGAGACCGAGAGAACCGGACCAGCUGCUGGCAGGAAAACUGUCUUCCUCUUCUCCAAGAUGUACAGAACCAAACUGGGCGUGAAGGACUGCCAGCAGCUCUACAAGCUGAUAAUUAGCCAGCUGCUGUAUGACAGCCACGUCAGCAUCGCCAAUGGCCUGAUCAAUGAAAUCAAGCCUCAGUCUGUCUGUGCACCCGCGGAGCAGCUCCUGCAUCUCAUCAAACUAGGAAUGGAAAAUGAUGACACCACAGUGCAGUAUGCAAUUGGUCGUUCAGAUACUGUUGCCCCUGGCAAAGGAAUUGACCUGGAAUUUGAUGCAGAGGUCCAGACUAUGUCCCCAGAGGCUUCUGAGUAUGAAACAUGCUAUGUCACAUCACAUAAGGGACCAUGCCAUGUAGAUACCUAUAGUAGAGAUGGACAGUUAAUAGCUACUGGGUCUGUUGAUGCUUCGAUAAAGAUACUUGACACAGAGAGGAUCUUAGCCAAAAGUGCCAUGCCAAUAGAGGUCAUGAUGAAUGAGACCGCACAACAAAAUAUGGAAAACCGCCCAGUGAUUCGAACUCUUUGUGACCAUGUGGAUGAAGUCACAUGCCUCGCUUUCCACCCAACAGAACAGAUUCUGGCUUCUGGUUCAAGGGAUUAUACUCUUAAAUUAUUUGAUUAUUCCAAACCAUCAGCAAAAAGAGCCUUCAAAUACAUUCAGGAAGCUGAAAUGUUACGCUCCAUCUCUUUUCAUCCUUCUGGAGACUUUAUACUUGUUGGAACUCAGCAUCCUACUCUUCGUCUAUAUGAUAUCAACACCUUUCAAUGCUUUGUCUCUUGCAAUCCUCAAGAUCAAUACACUGAUGCUAUAUGUUCCGUUAAUUACAAUUCUAGAGCCAAUAUGUAUAUAACUGGAAGCAAGGAUGGCUGCAUCAAAUUAUGGGAUCAAAGUUGUGAUGUUUCAAAUCGAUGCAUCACAACUUUUGAAAAAGUACAUGAUGGGGCUGAAGUUUGGUCUGCCAUUUUUUUCAAAAAUUCUAAAUACAUUCUCUCAAGUGGAAAAGACUCUGUAGCUAAACUUUGGGAAAAAUCAAUGGGACGAACACUGGUCAGAUACACGGGUACGGGUCUGAGUGGACGCCAGGUGCACCGGACACAGGCUGUGUUUGCCCACACCGAGGACUAUGUGUUGCUGCCCGAUGAGAGGACGAUCAGUCUCUGCUGCUGGGACUUGAGGACAGCCAAGCGGAGAAACCUGCUUUCUUUGGGGCACAACAACAUUGUAUGCUGCAUAGUGCACUCGCCCACCAACCCCAUGUUCAUGACGUGCAGCGAUGACUUCAGAGCGCGAUAUUGGUACCGGUGAUCCACCACCGACUGACCCACCCUCUCCACAGGGGGCUUUCUCGAGAACUCUGCCCUCCUCCCCCAUGUCCUGUCUCCAGCUGUGGUUGUAAGUCAGUGCACCAUCUUUGACAAUUGUGCUGGCACCUCUGUCCACAUCCUUCUUGG
Messenger RNA from Callithrix jacchus (white-tufted-ear marmoset), 1507 nucleotides. The record is from RefSeq and is a predicted model, not a curated record. NCBI's taxonomy places the organism in Eukaryota, Metazoa, Chordata, Mammalia, Primates, Cebidae.